AUGAGUGAUUCCCAUCUACAUCCACCGGGAGAACCAAAGCAAUCUUAUUAUUAUAGUGACAAUGCCAUUGCUUCAAGUUCAGAAGAUGAAGCUACACCACCAAAACAACCAUCAAAUGCUCCCCAUUUGAAAGAAGAUGUUUUCCAACAACCUGUUAAACAUGUUCCAGACGAAGUGAAGGAAACAUCAGUGAAUCCUUUCAGAACAGUGUCGGAUUUCAACAAAAGACCCUUGACUGAUACCCCAGUUGGUUCUUCAAGUACAUCUCCAAAUUAUUCAAACAUUAAUUCUGAAUCUGCAUCUUCUGAGAAUUCACCCGAGUUAAGACCUUCAAUUGAUAGAGUAUUAAGUGUUCCUCCAAUCAAAUCAAAUAAAAGAAGAGCAACCGCCAUUGAUGUUCCUGGUGUCACAAAAUCUAAAACUUCCCCAACUGGUCAAGCUGGUCCAACUGAAAGUGGUUCAAAAUUGGUUAUUGUUAUGGUUGGUCUACCUGCUAGAGGUAAAUCUUACAUCACAAAUAAAUUGACUCGUUAUUUGAAUUGGUUACAACAUGAAUGUCGUGUUUUCAAUGUUGGUAAUACAAGAAGAAAAGAUGGAAACCAUUAUGGUCCUUGUAAUGGUCCUUUACCUGAUGAGCAAGAACACAAUCAUAAUGAAAAUAGCGGUGCUGAACAUCAUGAACAACAUGAUGCUAGUUUUUUCAAUCCUGAAAAUCCCAAAUAUAAAAACAUUAGAGAAAAAUGGGCAAUUGAUACUUUAGAUCAAUUAUUAGAUUAUGUUUUGGAAGGUUCUGGUUCUGUAGGAAUCUUUGAUGCAACUAAUAGUACAAAGCAAAGAAGACAAAAAAUUAUGAAAAGAGUUCAAGAAAGAGAUAAACAAAUUAAAAUUUUAUAUUUAGAAAGUAUUUGUUCUGAUAAAGAAAUUGUUCAAAAAAAUAUAAGAUUAAAAUUAAGUGGUCCUGAUUAUAAAGAUAUGGAUCAAGAUUUAGCAUUAAAAGAUUUCACUGGAAGGUUAGCAAAUUAUGAAAAAGCUUAUCAAACUAUUGAAGAUGAAGAAGGUUUACAAUAUAUUAAAAUGAUUGAUGUCGGUAAAAAAGUUGUUGCUUAUAAUAUUCAAGGUUUCUUAGCAUCUCAAACGAUUUAUUAUUUAUUAAAUUUCAAUUUGAAAGAAAGACAAAUUUGGAUCACAAGACAUGGUGAAAGUGAAGAUAAUGUUAAUGGUAGAAUUGGUGGAGAUUCAAACUUAACUCCAAGAGGUCAAAAAUUUGCAAAUGCAUUAUCAAAAUUUAUUGAACAUGAAAGAAAUGUUUUCCGUAAAUCUCAAAAUGAAAAAUAUAUUGAAUUAGAAUCAAAAGGUGAAAUUCAUAAUAUACCCACAGAUCCAAAUUUUCUUGUUUGGACAAGUAUGUUACAAAGAGCUAUCCAAACUGCAAAACAUUUCCCAGAUGAUGAAUAUUAUGUAAAAGAAAUUAGAAUGUUGAAUGAAUUGAGUGCAGGUAUUUGUGAAGGUUUAACUUAUGCUGAAAUUCAACAAAAAUAUCCUGAGGAAUUCAAUUCAAGAGUUAAAGAUAAAUUAAGAUAUAGAUAUCCAGGUAUUGGUGGUGAAUCUUAUUUAGAUGUUAUCAAUAGAAUGAGACCAAUCAUUAAUGAAGUUGAAAGAACUACAGAUCAUGUCUUAUUAAUAACCCAUAGAGUUGUUGCAAGAGUAUUAUUAGGUUAUUUUAUGAAUUUAAAUAGAGAUCAUAUAACAAAUUUAGAUGUUCCAUUACAUUGUGUUUAUUUAUUAGAACCAAAACCUUAUGGAGUUGAAUGGUCACUGUUUGAAUAUGAUGAAACAAAAGAUUGGUUUUAUAAAGUUCCAAAAGAUCAAUUACAUCAGAAAAAAGUUCAAGAAGUUGAUGUUGCUUUUAAAGAACGUAAAUAUUCAGUUGUACCAACUUUACCACCAAAUCUGAAACCAAAUUAUAGUACAGGAUCAGUACCAAAUGUUAAUAACUUACCAGGAUCAUCAUCAUCAUCCUCGUCAAAUCCAAAUACUAUAAGAAUUGGUUCAAAUAAUCCAUUGGAACAAUUGAAUAAGGCAAGAGGUAAUCCAAAUUUAAGUAAAAGAAGUGCAUUUGAAUUGGAAAAAUUAACUGAAAAAUUAUCAAAAUUAACAAAUAAUGGUAAUAAUCAUGAUGGUAAUUAA
This is a messenger RNA of Hansenula ciferrii, 2187 nucleotides long. RefSeq names its product 6-phosphofructo-2-kinase (gene PFK26). The transcript has a single exon. Gene Ontology annotation, cellular component: cytosol. Lineage: Eukaryota; Fungi; Ascomycota; Saccharomycetes; Phaffomycetales; Wickerhamomycetaceae. The coding region runs from base 1 to 2187 and encodes 728 amino acids. The record is from RefSeq and is a predicted model, not a curated record. Gene Ontology annotation, molecular function: ATP binding; 6-phosphofructo-2-kinase activity. Gene Ontology annotation, biological process: fructose metabolic process; fructose 2,6-bisphosphate metabolic process.